ACUGACCCAGGUCUCGUAUCAGUCUCUGUCUGUUUUGGACUCUAACCCUGAUCCAGGACCUUUUCUCAGUGUUUGACUCUGAUCCAGAACCUGGUGUUGUUUUGCACACUGAUCCAGGGCCGGGUUUUUGGACCCUGAGCCAGGACCUGAUGCUUGGACCCUGAUCCAGGACCAGGUCUCAGGAUGCCCUGGCUUCUGUCCCCUCAGGACCUCGUCUCUCCGUCUGAGCGGCAGUGCGAGCGCAGCGCGUUCUCGUUCUACCGCGCGGUGAGGGAGCGGCAGCCGGUGUGGCGGCUGGAGGACACGCGCAGCAUGGACGUGUUCAGCUGGGAAGACGGACGCCCACGCGCCUUCCUGCCGUCGGAGGCGCUGUUGUACGCACUCGUGCACGACCACCGGGACUACGCACGUUACCUACUUAACAGGUUCACGGUGAGCGCGCUCAGAGCACCGCGAUGCAGUUUCUGCUGCCGCCGCCGCAGCGGCACACCACACCUGAGCAUGGCGGUGCGGUACGACCGCGUGUCGAUCCUCAGCGCGAUGGUGGAGACGCUUAAGCGUUGCGGCACGCAAGCAGAGCGGCGGGAGCUUCUGGACGGAUGCAGCAGCUGCGUGCACGUCACGGACGCGGGAAAGAGCGCAGUGCAGCUCGCGGUGGAGCUGUCGCGCGCGGACUGUCUGCUGCUGCUGCUCGUUCACGGCGCGCGGCCUCACGGACUCGAUGUCGCGCUGCAGGUGCUCGUGUCCUGCGACGCGCAGCGAAGCGACGCGCAGCGCUGCCUCGAGCUGCUGCUCCUGUUCCUGCCCAACGCGACGCCGCCGCGCUGCCUGCAGGAGGAGCCGCAGCGCUGGCAAAGCCUUCUGGGAAAUGAAGUCUUCGGAUGGCUGCGCGGGGUGGCUCCGCCCCCCCUCCUGCUGCAGGCUCUGCGGUGCUUGGCCCGGUUCGGCCCGGAUCAGAUCAGCACGCUGCCCCCCCUCCUCCAGCCCCACAGCUGGCGGUGACGUCGUCUGUCACCAUGGAGAUUGUGCACACCUCAGGACUGCUGUGAUUGGAUAGCUUGUUGAUGACUUUGUCUCACAGAUGUUAACAAGGAUCAACUUCCUGUUCUUAACUCAACACGAGUCAAACAGAAACUUAGUGAUCAGUGAUGAAGAUCAGUCCCAUGAGAGGAUCCUCUCCCAGGACACACACAGGUGCUGAUGGAACUGAACACAUCAACACAACAGGAUUCACUACAUGAGAAGAACCAGUUUGUAACUUCAUGUUCAAAGUGUUGAUACAUCAUGUGUGAUGGAGCUGAAGCAGCAGAUGAACUGAGGGGUUCCUGAUGGUAGAAGAUGUGAGCAGACAUGUUGUGUAUCAAGACGUCAUGUUGUGAUCAGUCCACCACAGAUGCCACCGGGAUCAUUGAUAAAUGAGGAUUGGUUAUCGAUCGCUCUCUGGAACAUAAACCUCUCAAACCGAACUUGGCAGAAGCUGAACUGAGUCGGCCAUGACAGAUGACCCUCUUGUUUUAACCCCAGGUUUCAGCCUGGUUAUUUUUUCCCGAACGGUCACUGAUUGGUUGUUGUCAUUAUGAUGAUGUCACCAGUCAAUGUGCACGUGUGAGCACUGCGCUCGUCAAACCUGGAGUUACGAGGUUAUAACCUGAUGCUCGAUUUAAUUUGAUCCCAAAGUUUCCUCAGUUCAGUUUUAUUGAUGAACUGUUUGUGAUCAAUAAUAAUCAGUUUCGACCUGAGAGAAAUGUGUAACUUAUUGAUCAUAGUGAUCACGACGGGUACCAUGUGAUCUGUUUCUCUUCUCUGUGAAUCGUUAACACCUGGGUGUACCUGCAGGCCUCAUGACAUCACAUCCAGUUUUGAGCCAAUCAGUGAUCGGUUUGAAAAGGACACCGCAAAAUAAACAUUUCUUACAAGUUACGUCUGUUGCUGUGGGAGGAGCUACCACAGGAAAUGAUCCCCCAUUUAAGGAAAACAAAGAAGCUGCCUUGUCUGCGACCGCAGUGUUGUAAUGACCUUCGACAUAAACACACAAAAAGUUAGAAAAACUGAUGACUUCUGUCAAAUAUGAUUCAGGGGAAACUUGGUAACCGUCUUCUUCUUCUACUGUUUGUGUUUCAUUGUAAAAUCAUUGACGUUAUUUAUUAAAAUACAUUUGAAAAGAUUAAAAUGAUCCCAAAUGUU
This is a messenger RNA of Platichthys flesus (European flounder), 2184 nucleotides long. RefSeq names its product ankyrin repeat domain 9 (gene ankrd9). Lineage: Eukaryota; Metazoa; Chordata; Actinopteri; Pleuronectiformes; Pleuronectidae. Bases 184 to 1002 code for a protein of 272 amino acids. The record is from RefSeq and is a predicted model, not a curated record. The transcript has 2 exons.